CCAAACACACAUACGCGUCAUGUCACAACCAUGCAAAAUAUGCAAAAACUCAACACGUGUCAGUUUAUCCACACAAACAAAAAACAUAUAGAUAAUUAAAAAAAAAAAAUUGCAUAACAUCUCACUCUCUAGAGAAUCAUAUUUCAUAGUUCUAAAAAAAAUAGAUAAUCGUGUGAUAAAAGAACCAAAAAAAAAAAAAAAAGUAUGUCGAUGGUUUCUUCAUCACAACCUCCAUGGCAAGUUCUUGUUCUUGUAGCAAAUCAUCUUGAUCCAAAAACCUUAGCCAUAGCUUCAUGUGUUUGCAAAUCAUGGUCCACUUCUAUGUCUUUAGAUCAAAUAUGGCAACCCCUUUGUUCUACUCAUUAUCCUUCUCUCUCAACACUUCAUAAUUUUGACAAUAACAAUAAUAAUAGUGAUAAGAACGAUUUUAAUGUAUCUUACUCUUACCGGCGGUUAUACGCCCUCGGUAAGACGGCAAGUAACCGCCGGUUGAAACAGCCGUCAAAACCUCAUAUUUCCCUUAAUAACAUUAUAUUUGCACUAAACAUAUACAAAAACUCUACAUCUAAGGUUGCUUUAGUUAAGCAUGGAAGUCAACUUAGUUUCGACAAGAAGGGUAUUUUUCGAUUCGAUAUCGAUGUCGAGCAGUGGCGGAGGAUUCCUGGCUCCUCUACUGACACAAAGAAUGGAGACCUAGGACCAUUCGAUACCCUCGGAGACCUGAGGGUAACAUGGGAUGUAAUUUUGGAUGGUUACAAAGGAGUUUUCAGUGUGAUGAAUUGCAAAGGGAAAGGUAGGUUUGUUUUAGGGCUAGAAGGGUGGUUUUUAGAGGAGCUACCGACACCGGGGUGUUGCUCGAGCGAUACCGUUAGCGGUCUCGUGGCGGAUUUACGGCUAGGGUUGAAGGUUGAAGAUGGAAGAGCAAUGGUGGAGAAGAUAAGUGCUGGAAUUUUGAGUAUAGUGAGUUGGAGAUAUCUAUUUGUUGAAGAUGCACUUAGUGAUUUGCCAUGGACGACGGUCAAAGACUUGUAUAAUUAAACUAGACGGCCUAUGCUCGUGCUGUAUACGGGCUCAACACUUUAAAUUAUAGUGCAUUUAUGUGUAUGUAGUUAUUUUUGAAUAGUGUAUAUAUAUAUAUAUAUAUAUAUA
Lycium barbarum (goji berry) is the source of this 1149-nucleotide messenger RNA. RefSeq names its product probable F-box protein At5g04010. NCBI's taxonomy places the organism in Eukaryota, Viridiplantae, Streptophyta, Magnoliopsida, Solanales, Solanaceae. Gene Ontology annotation, cellular component: SCF ubiquitin ligase complex. Bases 205 to 1038 code for a protein of 277 amino acids. Gene Ontology annotation, molecular function: protein binding. The transcript has 3 exons. Gene Ontology annotation, biological process: SCF-dependent proteasomal ubiquitin-dependent protein catabolic process; gibberellic acid mediated signaling pathway. The record is from RefSeq and is a predicted model, not a curated record.